GCUCUCGGUAAUUUCCGCAAAGAGAAGUGGGGGAAGGCAAAGGAAGCAACCGACACACGGCGCCAUUUUGUAUGUUCACUGUCGGCGGCGGUUGGUACUUAAACCUCUGGUAAUCCGGCAAUGGACGGCAUUCUUACUGAUGUUACAGUUGGCAUAAAGCGGGGAUCUGACGAACUUUCUGGCACCAUUCUUAGCAGCACAAACUCUACCAUGAGCAGUGUGGUUGUUACUGCUAAUGGCAGUGACAGCAAGAAAUUUAAAGGUGACGAUAAGAUGAUUGGUGCACCAUCCCGUGUUCUCCACAUUAGGAAGCUGCCUGGUGAAGUUACAGAAACUGAGGUCAUAGCUUUGGGUUUACCAUUUGGCAAGGUUACCAACAUUUUGAUGCUGAAAGGGAAAAACCAGGCUUUCUUGGAAAUGGCUUCUGAAGAGGCAGCCAUCACUAUGGUGAAUUACUACACAGCAGUAACACCUCACCUUCGGAAUCAGCCUAUUUACAUCCAGUACUCGAACCAUAAAGAAUUGAAGACAGAUGAAGCUUUAAAUCAGCGUGCCCAAGCUGUUCUUCAGGCGGUAACUGCUGUGCAGACAGCAAGCACCCCGCUUACUGGAACUACCGUCAGUGAGAGUGCAGUGACACCAGCUCAAAGCCCGGUACUCAGAGUAAUUAUUGACAACAUGUACUAUCCAGUAACUCUGGAUGUACUUUAUCAGAUUUUUUCGAAGUUUGGGCCAGUAUUGAAAAUCAUUACUUUCACAAAGAAUAAUCAGUUUCAAGCUCUAUUGCAAUAUUCUGAUCCUCUGAAUGCACACCAAGCAAAACUGGCUUUGGAUGGUCAGAAUAUUUAUAAUGCUUGCUGCACCCUCAGGAUUGAUUUUUCAAAAUUGGUGAACUUGAAUGUAAAAUACAACAAUGAUAAAAGUCGUGACUAUACCCGUCCAGAUCUUCCUUCAGGGGAUGGCCAGUCAUCUAUGGAUCCUGCCAUUGCUGCAGCAUUUGCUAAGGAGAGCUCCCUUCUUGGUACCCCUGCAGGAAUGAUGUCCAGUCCAUACAGUGGAAGCUCUGGGUUUCCAACUUCAUUAAGCUUUGCACAGACUGCAGCUGUUCCAGGAUCUCUGAGCCCAUUGGCUAUGCCUGGUCGUGUAGCAAUGUCUGGAGUAGCUUCUGCCAACCACAGUGUCCUUCUGGUUAGCAAUCUGAAUGACGAGAUGGUUACGCCCCAAAGUCUGUUUACCCUCUUCGGUGUUUAUGGUGAUGUGCAGCGUGUGAAGAUUUUAUACAAUAAAAAAGAUAGUGCUCUUGUACAAAUGACUGAUGUGAACCAGGCACAGUUGGCCAUGAGCCACUUAAAUGGGCAGAAAAUGUAUGGAAAGAUUAUCCGUGUCACACUGUCCAAACACCAGACAGUGCAGCUACCUCGAGAGGGUCUGGAUGAUCAAGGAUUGACAAAAGAUUUUACUAAUUCUCCACUUCAUCGUUUCAAAAAACCUGGAUCAAAGAAUUUCCAGAAUAUAUUUCCUCCCUCUGCUACUCUUCAUCUUUCAAAUAUUCCACCUUCAAUUACUGAAGAUAAUCUCAAGAUACUUUUUACAAACACUGGUGGCAAAGUGAAGGGCUUUAAAUUCUUCCAAAGGGAUCACAAAAUGGCGCUGCUGCAAAUGUGUUCUGUGGAGGAAGCAAUUCAGGCACUCAUUGACCUUCACAACUAUGAUCUUGGAGAGAAUCAUCAUCUGAGAGUCUCCUUCUCCAAAUCGACUAUCUGAAAAUACCCAGAGAAAGCUCACAGUUGAAUUAUUUGAUUUUGAUUUUGUGGUUUAUUAGUAGACUUGUUUCAGGAAGGUGGGACCAGAGUUUGGCAAUUCCAGCUAAUGUCAUUCCUUCAUAUGUACAUUUGUUAUACUGAAGUUGGAAGGAUAAGCAAUCACUAGAAGGGGCAGAGAAAAUUCAUUCAGCAACUGCUUGGGAUGAAAGUUCAAAACAUUCUUAUGUUGAAGUUUUUUUCAGAGAAAUCAUUCAUUUUUAGGUUUUGGAAAUUUGAAUAAUUGUCUUUUUAUUUAGUAGAAAAAUACGAAGAGAAAUGUGCCUUAAAAGUUGAAUAUACUAUGAAAGUGAAGCUGGGGCCUUCUUUUGGGCACAUGGUUGGAGAAUUUAAGUAAUAGUUGGGAGUAUUGUGUAAAUGUUAACACUAAGUUACAGUCUUGCUUGUUGCUGAAUAUACAUUUUGUAGAUGUUUGCAGUUGACAUUGCAAAUUGCUUAUCUGCAUUUCUAUUACCAUCUUUAGUUUGUAAUUAAGGACUGAAAUGGCUGUGGAUUUUUUGAGCAUGUGCAGUCAAGUCUAGUUAGUUAAUGAAAUUGGUGCAUGUGUCAUAGAAAGGCAAAAGAAAAAAUGCUUCAAAAUAAGAAGCAUGAAGAAUAGUUUUGUGGCAGUUUUCUAGAAUGGACAACCAGGUGGGACCAAAGUUUAUGUGCCUUUAGUCUUAAUUUACCUUGCAUUGUAAUAUUCAGUUUUAAUAAACCUCUUCAAGACAUUUUGUAUUUGAACUGAAACAGACUUUAAUAUAAACAGCUCUGUAUCUUCAAAUAAGAGGAAUUGUAAGAGUAAAGUUCAUCACCUUGAAGAAAGUCCAACAAUUAUAAGUGUUGUUAAAUUUAAGUAGUUUGGCCAAGAACUUUUCAGAUCUAUGUAUUAGCAUAAAUCAUAUACAUAGCAUAUCUGAACUAUGUAGCAAAAAAGGUCAUAUAUAUUUUCUAUAUUAGUUAUGUUUUUACAUCUUGAUCUCUAGCAAUGUAAAUCUCAGUAUAGUUUGAAAGAGGCACAAUUAAAAUUAAUUUUCUAACAAAAUUGGGAUGUUUGAUGGUUGUGUUGGCUUUGAUUUUCUUUUCCGUGUACUCUGUUCGCUUGCUGUAGCAUGCCUAAUAAAUACUUCUGUAGCUCUAUCCACCUUUUUCUGUCUUUCUGUACUGCUUUUCCUCACUUCCCUUGUUUGUCUUCACCUCAUUUUAAGCUUCUAACUUCAUGGUUAAACUCUUUAGGAUGAUAAUUUGCAUACAACCUUAUUCCUGUGACUUGCUAUUGCUCAAUUUGAGGUGUAAGUGAAGCAAUUUGCGUCACUAUCCGAUUUGUAUAUGCGGUAUUUAAAUUUUACAGCUUGCAGUUUUGAUAAGGAACCUAAUUCAAAUAGAUAUGUAUUUUUCUUGGGAAAGAAAAGGAAAUGUUAUCUAACAGACCGAUUUUGAAGAUUUCUGCAGUCUCUUGAGAAACAACAUUAGGCAUAAAUGCCAGUAGUUCAUUUUAGUGAUAAUGCAUAAUUUUUCUUCAAGUAGUUUUGAAAAUAGAUGAAAUAAAUUUGAUGCAUUGUAGACUUCCUAUAUUGAAUGUACUAAACUUAACAUGGAAAAAUAUAAGGUAGCAGGAGCAGGCAAAAUAUGUUUUGGUUGCCUUUAUCUCAAACAUCUCUGAAGGGUCUAGGCCCGAAACGUCAGCUUUUGUGCUCCUGAGAUGCUGCUUGGCCUGCUGUGUUCAUCCAGCCUCACAUUUUAUUAUCUUGGAAUUCUCCAGCAUCUGCAGUUCCCAUUAUCUCUGAUACAAAAUGGCAUUAGUUGUUUCAAACUUACAGUUAAGACCAAAUUCAAAAUUAAAAGAUUUAAGAUAUUUUCUCUGGAGUUAAAGCCAGAAUGUGAUGCAAGUGUUCUUGGUUUUUGUUUGAAAGAGCCAUAAACAAUUUCUUUCUUGAAAAAAUUUUUGGAAAUUUGGAAAAUUUUAAACCCAGCAUUUUGCAAUGAAUACUUAAGUGAUCUGUGCUAAGUUCUGUAAUUUUCAAAGAUGGAAAUAGGAAAUAAAAUGUUUGGUAAGUUUUUUUUUUAAGAUAAAGCAUUCCAUUUCAACAUUUCUAGCAAUUAAUAGUUUAUUCGUUCAGAGUGAUGGAUGCCCAGACAUUCCUUUGCACAAAUUUAACAUUCCAGGAAGUCCUUCAGAAUUGUAGAACUACGUAUUUGCUCCACAUAGUCAUUUUAGACAUGGUUUUGUCCGUACUGACAGAAAUAGCAUGCUUUAAGUUAAAUGUGGAAAUCUAUGAUGGACAGAAAUGAAGUCACCAAGUUUCUUUGUCACCAGUGAAAACUUGGUUUUAAAUGUGAAUUUGUGCAGUUUUUUUUGAAGAACAUUUUGCAGUCAGUCAUUCUGAAAGCUUUUGUGCUAGGAAUGUGUCAUCACACUGAAACUGGGUUUACUACUGACAGUGGUAGUCUGUGCAAAAUACAGUAGUUCUCUUAUUCAAAAGUUGUCAAAAGUACGUUAAUGGAUAGACAGCUGAUUUUGUGUGUAAAUUAAUCCGUUAUCCUUGAAUUUUGGUACCUCCAAAAAGUACAUUUUUGAAAUUUCAUAACUAUAGAUUGAUCAGAAAUAUGUAAUUGUGUUAAAACUGCUUCAAGUCAAUAGUUGAGAAAUAUUA
Stegostoma tigrinum is the source of this 4453-nucleotide messenger RNA. RefSeq names its product polypyrimidine tract-binding protein 2. Lineage: Eukaryota; Metazoa; Chordata; Chondrichthyes; Orectolobiformes; Stegostomatidae. Gene Ontology annotation, molecular function: mRNA binding. The coding region runs from base 121 to 1764 and encodes 547 amino acids. The transcript has 15 exons. Gene Ontology annotation, biological process: mRNA processing; regulation of RNA splicing. Gene Ontology annotation, cellular component: nucleus. The record is from RefSeq and is a predicted model, not a curated record.